Ruditapes philippinarum (Manila clam) is the source of this 2150-nucleotide messenger RNA. Its product is annotated as trimethylamine monooxygenase-like. NCBI's taxonomy places the organism in Eukaryota, Metazoa, Mollusca, Bivalvia, Venerida, Veneridae. The transcript has 4 exons. The record is from RefSeq and is a predicted model, not a curated record. Gene Ontology annotation, molecular function: flavin adenine dinucleotide binding; N,N-dimethylaniline monooxygenase activity; NADP binding. Bases 347 to 1168 code for a protein of 273 amino acids.
CGGUAUGUGUUUAUCACAAUGUACAUUGAUGCGUGUUUUAAAAUUUAAGCAUAUUUUAAACGUUUUUUAAAGCCAUUUAAUACUGUACAUUGAUUAUUUGUUAUUAAUAUUUCGUUUGUUUAGUGCAAUUAAGAUGAUUUAAUGCAGUUACACACCCAAAUGCUGGCUAAAAAUGCGUUCCUAUUUCGUGCUUGAAAUAAUGUUUUAAAUGUAUGAUACACUUAUUUCACAGAAUACUAUUAAAUGACAAUGCCAAUUAAAUAAAUUUGAUAUAUAAAAAUGAAAACAUUGGAAUGAUUUCACUGUACAAAUAAUUUCAACCAUUUAUGUUUCAGAAUCUAGGGGCAUGUCCAAGAUGAGAGUGUGUAUAAUUGGAGCUGGCCCUUCAGGCAUGUCAGCAUUGUGGCAUUUCUGUCAGUGUGACAAGAUGCCGGAAGUGGUGUGUUUUGAAAAGCAAAGUACUUGGGGAGGCCAAUGGAAUCGAACCUGGAGGACGGGAUUCGAUGAACACGGCGAGCCAGUUCACAGUUGUAUGUACAAUGAUUUAUGGACAAACGCUCCUAAAGAAUCAAAUAUAGAGUUUCCUGGUUAUACAUUUGAGGAGCAUUACGGCAAAAGUGUACCGUCCUAUAUCUCUGUACCUGUGGUUAAAGAUUAUCUCGAAGGUCGUUGGUCAAGAGAUUUCAACUUGAAACAGUUUGUUCGGUUUGACUCGCCUGUAAGAUAUGUAUCAUAUAACGACAGCACUCAUACGUUUCAUGUCACAUACGAAAACUUAAUUAGCAAAAACGUAAUAAACGAAACGUUUAGUCACGUGAUUGUUUGUAGCGGUGCCUUUACAUAUCCCUAUACGCCCUAUAUUUCAGGAUUAGAUGCUUUCGAGGGCAGUGUACUGCAUUUGCGCGAUUUACGUCACUGUCACAUGUUCAAAGAUAAAGCUGUGCUAAUAAUUGGCUCUGGAUUUUCGGCGGAAGAUAUUGCCAUUCAAUGUUUAAAGUUUGGAGCGUCAAAAAUCAUUGUUUCAUAUAGAACAAAGUCGCUUAUUUCUAACUGGCCUAAAGGUAUCGAGGUGCGUCCCGGUGUGCAACGGUUCCAUGCUAAAGAAGCUGUUUUUACAGAUAACACAAAGGCCGAAAUAGAUGAUGUGAUACUGUGCACGGGUUAUUGAAAUUAUUACCGCUUUCUUGAUCCGAGUCUUCGAAUUAAUGAGACACCCUUGAUUUAUCCAAAAGAACUGUACAUGUCAGCACUUUCAAUAUCGGCUGGUAAUAAUAAACUAUUUUAUGUCGGAGCUCAAAAAUCCUUGUACACUAUGGCUUACUUCGAUGUGGUUGCUAAAUGGGUAUGCAGGUACAUCAUGGGAACUCUAGAGGAUGAACCAAAAUCUGAAGCAGAUAUGAUUAAACAUUCCAAAGAACGGUGGGUACGAGCAUCCACUGUACACUCAUUAAAGAAGAUAAUUGAUUUUCAAACCGAAGUAAUAAAAUAUAUGAUAGAUGUCACGGGUUACAGACAAGAGGCACUGCAGGUUUACGAAAUUAUGUUGGAUUGGAUGAAACACCGACAACAGGAGAUAGACAAAUACAGGGACAACAGUUUCCGUUCUAUAUCUACAGGCAAUAUGGCGCCUAUGCAGACGGCAUUUAUGGACAUACGAGAUGACAGUCUUAAAACAUUCCUGAAAAAUUGAUUAUACAAAAUUAUAUAAGUAUAAGUCAUAUUUGUUGUACGUUACAUAAAAAUAUAAAUGUACUCAUGAAAAAAAAAGAAAAACCUGACAAUUUCUAAAAUAGACAAAUGUAACAAAAAGGUACUUGACACCAUUACGCAGAAAUCCCGAUAACCAAAACUACAUUGUAUCCCCAUAAUGUAGAUAGAUGGGUUUAGAUAUCUCGUAUAUGACCAAACGUAAUAUUGUGACGAUGCUGGGCCAGCGUUUAUAUCGUAUGCUGAUUUUAUUUUCUUAUAAAGCGAAGGGGAUAAAUUUUUUUAGACUGAGUCAUAAAUACUGAAAUAAUUUUUAAUGUACAUAAUCAAAUGUACUGUUAACAACAAAAUAGCAAACAUGUGUAAACAUUAAAAAACAAACCUAUAGCACUGAGAUGUUGAUAUAUACUUGUAAAAGUAUUAUUUUUAUUAUCAUUAUUAUC